GCCGAUGUGUUUUUUUGUGUUUGUGUUGACUGUGUGCAUCCUAUCUAUACAGAGAUCAGACGUGUACUCUUAAUGCUUCAUUUUAAGCUAAUAAAAUCCACUCUUUUGUGGAGAAAAAUGAUUUCAUUUAUCGUCCAUGGUUCAGCCCUAUGCCACAUGCCCACCGUACAUAUAAUACGGCAGCCAGCCUAGUGCCAGGUUUUUUUUUUGCGCGGUCAGUCUAGUGACUGUUAGGUGCAACUCAAACCUUAUCGUGUUUGAGUGUACUGAAAAUUUUGAAAUUCAAGGCUAUCAAUUUAUUUUACUUUAGCAGCAAUGACAACUCCUCUGAUCGGCGGCUAGCCGGCUACACCUCUGAUCGGCACGUUGUCGCUCGCUGACAGCCGGCGACAUAUCACAUAACAUAGCAUGUGGAGACGAGGAUGGCCGAGACUGCAACAUUCGUCCGUAGUACUGAAAGAUGGGCACGAUAACAGCAGUGACCAACGGGAAAAUAUUGUCGCACGUCACGUUGAACGAGCGCUACUUUUCUACUGAAGAGACCACAUGAUGGCUGGUGGGAUUGGUGUAUCUAUGGAAAGCACGGGGGGAGCGAGAGCGCCCACGACGGUGCAGGAGCUGGCCGGCGCCCUCGCCGCGCCCGUCGUGCCGGCCCGGUACGUCGCGCGCGGACAACACGACCACGACCAGCAGCCUGCGACGGCGGUAGUGGCGCCAAUCCCUGUCAUCGACCUCGGCCGCCUUUUCAAGCUGGACGACACCACCGCUUCUGCCGAGGAGGCAGCGAAGCUCCGGCUGGCGCUUGAGUCGUGGGGUCUCUUCCUGGUGACUAACCACGGCGUAGAUGCCGCCGUGAUGGAUGGCAUGAUGGCCGCUUCGAGGGAGUUCUUUCAGCGGCCACCGGAAGAGAAGCAGAGAUACACCAACCUGAUCGGCGGCGAGCGGUUCCAGCUCGAGGGGUACGGGACCGACCAGGUGAGCUCGCCGGACCAGAUCCUAGACUGGUCCGACCGCCUCUUCCUCAAGGUGGAGCCGGAGGACGAACGGAGCCUCGCCCUCUGGCCGGCGCAUCCCGAAACCUUCAGGGAUCUUCUUGACGAGUUCACGAAUAAAUGUGGGGAAGUGAAGGAUGGUCUGCUCCGGGCAAUGUCAAAGCUGCUGGAGCUCCACGAUGACUACUUCGUGGACCAGCUUGGGGAGAGAGCUGACACUUAUGUUAGAUUCAGCUACUACCCAGAGUGCCCAAGGCCGGAGCUCGUGUUCGGCCUUAAGCCCCACUCUGAUGGGAGUGUUCUUACCGUGCUCAUGGUCGAUGACGUUGUUGGUGGCCUGCAACUCCUUAGAGACGGCGUUUGGUGGGAUGUACCGGUCGUGCCCCACACCCUACUGGUCAACGUAGGAGACCAAACUGAGAUAAUAAGCAAUGGGAUCUUCAAAAGCCCUGUGCAUAGGGUUGUCACAAAUGCUAAGAAAGAGAGGUUAUUAGUGGUUUUGUUCUACUCCGCUCGUUCUGAAAGAGAGAUCGAGCCAGCUACUCAGCUGGUAGACGAGAAGAGGCCGGUGUUGUACAGAAAGAUCGAGGUCAAGGACUACAUUGCUGGACUCUAUGAACAUGUCUCUCAAGGGACAAUGGUUAUCGACACGGUGAAAAUAUUCUAAGUGCGGUGUCAUGUGUUUCAUGCAAAUUCUUUGGCCAUUCUGGGACCAAUAUACUCAUCUGUUAUUUGCAUGCCGACUGUCAAGUGUCUUAAGUACUCCUUUUGUUAAACAACCCAUGCCGUUUUCAGGUUUUUUGUGUGGU
Molecule: messenger RNA, 1801 nt
Organism: Triticum urartu
Lineage: Eukaryota; Viridiplantae; Streptophyta; Magnoliopsida; Poales; Poaceae
Source: RefSeq, a predicted model, not a curated record